This is a messenger RNA of Priceomyces carsonii, 1893 nucleotides long. It is a transcript of the gene WAL1, whose product is annotated as actin-binding protein. The coding region runs from base 1 to 1893 and encodes 630 amino acids. Gene Ontology annotation, molecular function: actin binding. The transcript has a single exon. The record is from RefSeq and is a predicted model, not a curated record. Lineage: Eukaryota; Fungi; Ascomycota; Pichiomycetes; Serinales; Debaryomycetaceae.
AUGGGUAUCUUGACAACUCAAGAUAAAGAAAAAAUUAAAAGGGCUAUCCCAAAGGCUAAUAAUAAAGUCAUAGAUGCUACGGUAGCUAGAUUGUACAUUGCUUAUCCCGACCCUACAAAAUGGACAUACACUGGAUUAAUGGGCGCAAUUGUCUUAGUAGAUGAUUUAGUUGGACAUACUUUCUUCUUGAAAUUAGUGGAUAUAAUAGGCCACCGAGGAGUUAUCUGGGAUCAGGAGAUAUAUAUCGAUUUUGACUACAAUCAGGAUAGAACGUUCUUCCAUUCCUUUGAACUUGAAGAAUGUUUAGCUGGAUUGUUAUUUGAAGAUACCAGCGAAGCCACGCACUUUCAUAAAAGAGUAGCUGGUAGAAAAAAGCAUGGUUCUAAGCACACAGUUAAUAACAAGAAUGCAAUUGCAUUGAAAAAGAACUUGGGGCCUCUGGAACACAAAGGACCUGGGCCUCGUGGAGAAUACGUGGAUGUGAAUACGGCACAAAGGUCAAGAAGAAGCAAAGGGAUCUUAUACUACGAUGAUGAGCCUCCUCCAGAAUGGAGAUCUUUGUAUGCUGAGUUGGCAGCUGCUGGUAUAACAGAAGAUAUGAUAGCCGAUAAUCGUGACUUUAUCAAGAACUAUAUUGCGCAGCAAGGUGGACCUUUAGUUGGGUUAGAGCCACCAGUUCCAAGAAGACUUAAAAAUGGACCACCUAAGCCUGUUGUUGAGCUGAGAGUGAGCUCUAGUUCGUCUUUAAGAUCAAAAACAAAGAAAGCGCCCCCACCUCCCCCUCCUUCUUCUUCUAAGCCAACCUCAAGUUCAGAAACCCCAGAUUUAUCACAUCACUCAACCCCAUCUAUUGAUGAGCAAAAUUCGAUGCAUUCGUCUUCUGCCACAGAGUCAUCGCCGGAACCAAGUCAUGUACCUGCUCAAGCUAGGUUCAGGCUUCCACCUUCUGACGCUGCUGUUCCCGUUCCACAUGACAUGGCUCAUAUCGUCGACUCACCAAAUCUGCAGGGCCAACCUUCAUCCCCAUUUGGUAUGCCUCAAGGACGUCCUCUAGCACCUGCGUUACCGCAAAGUAAUAGGCCACUUCCUCCGUCCCCUGCCCCUAGAAUGAAUCAAGUUCCACCACCUCCUCCUCCCAGAGCGCAUAAUGGUCCGCCUGUUCCCUUCAGACAGGCAGCAGGAAGUACAGCAGCACCACCUCCUCCUCCUCCGAGAGCUUCGAGAGGAGCACCGCCGCCGCCGCCACCCAGAGCUUCUAGGGGUAAUGUACCGUCACCUUCCUUUUCGCAAAAUCAACAGCCCUUUAAUCCUAACAAUGAUAGGCCGAUUCCACAUGUUCCUCCUCAGCUCAAUAAUCGUCCUUUUGGUCAGCCUAACCAUGUACCCCCUUCAACGAACCAGAGUGUGAACUCUGCGGCAUCGCUUCCAUCUCCAUUGCCUAAUAUCCACAGUAACUCUGUACCACCACCUCCGCCAUUGCCUUCAAGCAUCAGUCAGACAAAUGCCGGUCCAUCUAUCCCACAACCGCCUCCACCACCUCCUGCUUUGUCUUCCAGUGGUCCACCACCACCUCCUCCUCCUCCCCCAGGGGAUUUGUCUAGUACAGGACCGCCGCAAGCCUUACCUGCUGUCGAUCAGUCCAGAGAUGCUCUUUUAGCCUCUAUAAGGGGAGCGGGUGGCAUAGGCUCAUUGAAAAAGACUGAUAAGACACAAUUAGAGAAAUCCAAUGUUCUUUUACUGGAAGCUAAGGGUGAAACUACUUCAGGAACUGCUCCCAGUGCAAGUCCGCCCUCGGGAGAACCAGCAAGUCUUGCAGAUGCUUUGGCGGUAGCCUUGAACAAAAGAAAAGAUAAGGUUUCAAAAAGCGACGACGAAGACGAAGACGAUUGGUAG